Helianthus annuus (common sunflower) is the source of this 662-nucleotide messenger RNA. Its product is annotated as vesicle transport protein GOT1. Bases 55 to 444 code for a protein of 129 amino acids. The record is from RefSeq and is a predicted model, not a curated record. The transcript has 5 exons. NCBI's taxonomy places the organism in Eukaryota, Viridiplantae, Streptophyta, Magnoliopsida, Asterales, Asteraceae. Gene Ontology annotation, biological process: retrograde transport, endosome to Golgi; endoplasmic reticulum to Golgi vesicle-mediated transport.
AAAAUCAUUUGAUCGCGGCUAGUCGGAAACUUUCUUCUGAAUAGAUUCGACACGAUGGUUGGUUUAGAGAUGAACGAGUUGAAAAAGAUCGGUUUGGGCCUGACCGGAUUUGGUGUCUUUUUCCUGUUUUUCGGAGUCAUUUUCUUCUUUGACAAGGGGCUACUCGCCGUUGGAAAUAUCCUAUUCGUCUCGGGAGUUAUGACGACCAUUGGAGUCCAAUCCUCCUUGCAAUUCUUCACCAAACGCGGCAACUUUAAGGGCACGGUUUCUUUUGGUAUCGGGUUCUUCCUUGUAAUUAUCGGGUGGCCCGUUAUAGGAAUGGCCGCAGAGGCUUAUGGAUUCAUUAUUCUUUGCAGUGGCUUCUGGUCCACAAUAUCAGUUUUCAUGCAGAAGAUUCCUGUUAUCGGUUGGCUUUUUCAACGGUUUGGGCUCAAUCAACCGUAGUAAGAUGCUGGGUAUCAAUCCAUGUGCGGGUUUUUAAAUCUUACCGUCGAUCUUUAACCUUUUUUUUUUGCUUGUUAGAUUGAUUUAUAUCAUUUUUUUUCAAUCAAUCUUGUCGCUUUGGUUGUUUAGAUUGGCCACACUUAACUUAAGUUCAUUGAUUUGGUAAUUUAGUUUAUUGGCAAGAUCAUCCUAAAUCCUAAUGUUCAUAGUUGGGCCAU